AUAUGUCUUUUCGUUCUAUCUCCCUCAAAGCAAAACAAGAAUUUUAUGCAAGUACAAUUAUCACUGUUUGUUAUUUGUGCUCGCUAUACAAAUUUGCGUAAAAGGAAGUAGUGAGUCCAGCGGCAAUAGUUAAAGUGCGAAAAUACACAUUCCCAUCAAAUGGAUCAGCAGCAACAGAAAAGUGCUGCUCACGUCUCGAAGCUGUUUGUGUGUUCGGCAGUCGACUUUAAAGAUGAGAUUGAAGAGAAAUUUGAGCGUUCGUUUAUCAAUUUGCAGAUGCAAAUUGUUGGACUUAGUGAUAAAGAAAUGCAUGACAUAUUGUCGCAAAUCGUGUGCAAGGACAAACAGCACGAGGAGAUUUCAAUCGGCUUUCUCUACAUAAUGCUUACCGAUCCUGCUAUGGCUCCAAAAACGUAUCGCGAUGUAACGCUCGUAUCUAGGGACGGAAUGAAUGUUAUUGUAGCAAACCUCACUUUACUAGUGGCUGAGAAAUAUUCUAAGCUCACGGAAAUAGCAAGAAGACAAUUAAUUUGGGUGUUACGGGAAUUCGUAAAACACCAGGUUCUCAGUGUCGAAAACGUUAUUUGGAACUGUCUUCGGCAGGCAGGCGGAGGGGAUGCGUCCCAUAGAAAUCUUUUUCUUAUCGAGAGCCUUUUGGAUAUAUUUAUGGAGUUUAGAGCAUGGUUGGAAAACAAUCCAUUCCUCGUUCAGUCUGCAGUUUACAGCUUCGUGCGCCUUAUAGAAGAUCACGCCAAUCCAGCUUUGAUGCCGCUCCGACAAAAGGAGGUGAAGUUUACGAUAUCGUUAAUCCGAGAAAGGUUCCACGAUAUUAUACCUCUCGGAAGGGACUUUGUACGCCUUUUACAGAACGUCGCCCGCAUUCCGGAAUUUGAACAACUAUGGCGUGAUAUACUUUACAAUCCAAAAAGCUUACAUCCAACCUUCAACGGUAUUUGGCACCUACUUCAAAUUCGGACAAGUCGAAGGUUCCUGCAAUGCCGUCUACUGCCAGAAAUGGAACGAAAAAUUAGCUUUCUAGCAUCGUCAGUGAAGUUUGGAAAUCAAAAGAGAUACCAGGAUUGGUUUCAGGACAAAUAUUUCGCAACACCUGAGUCUCACAGCUUACGCUCAGAUCUAAUUCGGUUUAUCAUUAAUGUAAUCCAUCCGACUAACGAUAUGUUAUGUUCAGAUAUUAUACCGAGAUGGGCAAUUAUAGGCUGGCUCAUAUCAUCCUGCACAAAUCCAAUUGCGUCGGCCAAUGCAAAGUUGUCAUUGUUUUACGAUUGGUUAUUUUUUGAUCCAGCUAAAGAUAAUAUUAUGAACAUAGAGCCUGGAAUUCUGGUUAUGUACCACUCGAUUAGAAAUCAUCCCUUUGUCAGUAGUACGCUGUUGGAUUUCCUAUGUCGAAUUACAAAACACUUUUAUGUGAAACAUGAAGAUAGAAUUCGAAUGGGAGUUUACAAUUCAUUGAAAUUAAUUCUGGAUAAGCAGGUGAUACCAAAUAUACAACCUCUUUUUGAGUCAUCAAAACUUGAUAGAGAACUGCGUAAUUUAAUACGGGAAAACUUUAGAGAGUUUUUAUCACCGUCUAAUAGUCUUAGUCAAGCCCCGUCCUACCCUUCAAUGCAUUCAAUUCUGGCUCACAGUGUUAAAAAAGAGAUUGAUCAGCGAAUUUUUCAAAGUGAAAACUUUGAUCUUCAAGGAACUGGCCUUAGUCCUAGCCAUAAAAGUGGAACAGUCAUAUCGUUCCUAGAUGAAGAAAAUAAAAUAGCACUAAUACCAACGGAUCAAGAAAUUGAAAGUGUUUUUAGCGAGGAAGCAGCUAAAAAUUUGGGGAAAAUUUAUAAAAUCGAAGAGAAUACCGAUGACGAUGACGAUUUGCCUUUGUCAAAGGUAAGACUAAGAGAAAAACCAAAAGUGGAACUGGCCGAGGCAAUAGCUGAAUCAUUUGAUUCAUUUGUUACUGGACGGAACUCUUUUACGUGGGAAGUAUUUUUAAAUGACUUUCGGACGUUACCAGCCUCUGCCUUUGAAGAGUUUCAGCUUAAUUAUGUGAUAUCAAAUACUGUUUUAAUUCUACGCGAAACUUUACCGCAACAUAAUCUAUUUUCGGAGAGUAAAACUGAGGAGAAGUUGUUGGCGAAAAGUAUUAGUUAUCCAUUGUAUGGUUUGUUUCGGUUUCUUUAUGAAAAUGAUGAAAAAAGCAAAAAGCCAUUUCAAACUUUAUUGUCAAUGCUAUGUGAAAGCAUACCUGAAAUUGGAUAUUUACUUCUGUACUUUAUGAAAGUUUAUUGUAAGCUUCAAACGCGCAAAAAUUCUCAGCAAUCAUAUCAGUUUAAAACAACUAUUUAUCGACAAAUUUGCGAUGCGGUAGAUGAUAAGGUGGGUAAUUGCCUGGUGCGAGACCUCGAUCUUCUAGAGAAAGAAAGCACAACCAUAUACUUGUGGCUUCUCCCUGACAUAUAUAGAGAGUUCAAGUCGAUAGCGACCAAUAACACUGAUCUCUUGAGAAUAACACUACGCUGCAUAGAUGCAAAAAAUGUGCGUGACAUAAUUUACUCAGUCGCUCAAGGAAAACUUACUAUAUUUAAACAAGAUGGACUCAUUGAUUGUAUUAGAGAAAGUCUUGAAUUUGAAACUUAUGAACAAUUUUGCCUAUGGCAAAUUGUUCAAGCUCACGACGUGCCCCUAAAGAGUAUUCAAGAUCUACUGCCAGAAUUGGAACCCGGAAGUCACCCCGAAGCAUUAAGCCACUUUCUGUUACUGUUAAAAAAUGAAGAACCAACGAAUGAAAUAAUUAGGUUAAUGCUCAGCAGGGAAACCAAGUCGAGGGGAGAUCCAUUCGUAACCUCAGCUUUAAGAUUCUGGUGUCAACGGUAUGAAGAAAAGCUCUCUGAAAUCAUUGCGUCUUUGCUUACAUCCAAAUAUCCAAGUUCGUCUCCUAACAAAAGAAAACGACCAUCUAAGGGGACCUCCAUCACGAAUAGUUCUCCUUCUGCUGAUCAAGUAUUAAGUCAUCUGGAGCAUUAUAGAAGAAGUUGCAGGCAUGGUACUGGUACUGGACUUUACGUUCAUGAUAUGAUGCAAAGAGCCCUGCAAUCAGCAUAUUCUCACAGUAACGAGGGCACAAAGAAACAAUAUAGCGAUCUUUUUGCUCUGGCGGCUGAAGACGACACAACAGCUGUUGGCCGACGUGGAGGAAGUGGUCGUGGCCGGAAGCAAGUAGUCAAUAAAAAGGAUUCCAACAAUCAUAGCUCGUCAAGUAAAAAGAAUACCGAAAUUGUUAAAACAAUAUAUUCCUCCGAUGAAAAUUCUAGCGAGGAGGAUUGGUCCAAACCUAAAAUGACGCAAGCGGCUAAGAGAAAAAAAAAAAAUAUAAAUGAUUCUGACUGACAAUUACAAUCUCAUUAUCUAAUGUGUUGUUGCGCCGAAAAAAAUUAAUUAAAAACAGAACGGAUAUUCUUAAAAUGAAAAAUAAAAGAAAUAAUAAAUUGAAAAGUAAA
Drosophila subpulchrella is the source of this 3503-nucleotide messenger RNA. It is a transcript of the gene IntS3, whose product is annotated as integrator complex subunit 3 homolog. Gene Ontology annotation, cellular component: cytoplasm. The record is from RefSeq and is a predicted model, not a curated record. Bases 160 to 3393 code for a protein of 1077 amino acids. The transcript is spliced from 11 exons. NCBI's taxonomy places the organism in Eukaryota, Metazoa, Arthropoda, Insecta, Diptera, Drosophilidae.